This is a messenger RNA of Penicillium digitatum Pd1, 1545 nucleotides long. The record is from RefSeq and is a predicted model, not a curated record. Lineage: Eukaryota; Fungi; Ascomycota; Eurotiomycetes; Eurotiales; Aspergillaceae.
AUGGCAAUCCAAACACUUGCAGUUGCCGUGAUCACGGUGGUUUAUUUCCUCAUUCGUUAUUUCAACCGCACUGAUAUCCCCAAGAUUAAAGGCAUCCCGGAGGUCCCUGGUAUACCCAUAUUUGGUAACCUAUUGCAGUUGGGAGAUCAGCAUGCAACAGUCACGGGGAGAUGGGCAAAGACAUUUGGCCCAGUUUUCCAAGUGCGCAUGGGAAACAAGGCAAGUUUUUCGCUUUCUUGUUGGCGAAUCGUGUUCGCCAACAGCUUUAAAUCCGUUCGUCAAUUGUGGAUUAAGGACUCAUCCGCUCUCAUUUCCCGCCCAACUUUCCACACCUUCCACAGCGUCGUCUCCAGCUCACAGGGGUUCACUAUUGGAACGUCCCCGUGGGAUGAUUCCUGCAAGAAACGCCGCAAGGCAGCUGCCACAGCGUUGAAUCGACCGGCGGUGCAGUCAUAUAUGCCCAUCAUCGAUGUCGAAUCCAAUUCUAGCAUCAAAGAGCUAUACCGGGACAGCCAGAACGGCAAACGUGACGUAAAUCCCACUGCCUAUUUCCAGCGAUAUGCCCUCAACACCAGUUUGACUUUGAACUAUGGGUUCCGUAUCGAGGGCAACGUGGAUGAUACGCUACUGCACGAGAUUGUGGAUGUGGAGCGUGGCGUAUCCAACUUUCGCAGCACUUCGAAUAACUGGCAGGAUUACAUUCCCCUAUUACGAAUAUUCCCCAAGAUGAACAAUGAAGCUGCAGACUUCCGGGGUCGCCGUGAUAAAUAUCUGACCUACUUGCUCGAUAUGCUCAAGGAUCGGAUCGCCAAAGGAACCGACAAGCCUUGCAUCACUGGCAAUAUAUUGAAGGAUCCCGAGGCUAAGCUGAAUGACGCCGAGGUGAAAUCGAUCUGUUUGACUAUGGUGUCGGCUGGUCUUGACACUGUUCCCGGUAACUUGAUCAUGGGGAUUGCCUACCUGGCAUCGGAAGACGGCCAAAGCAUUCAAAACAAGGCUUAUGAUGCGAUAAUGGAAGUUUACCCGAAUGGGGAUGCUUGGGAGAGAUGCUUGGUGGAGGAAAAGGUCCCCUAUGUGACUGCCCUGGUGAAGGAGAUCUUGCGGUUCUGGACAGUUAUUCCUAUCUGUCUGCCACGCGAGAGCACUAAGGAUAUCCAGUGGAAUGGAGCCACUAUCCCUGCUGGCACGACUUUCUUCAUGAAUGCUUGGGCUGCCGAUUACGACGAAGAUCACUUUACGGAUGCCGAUAAAUUCAUCCCAGAGAGGUUUUUGGAGGUCAAUGAGGGUGCAGGCACUGCCCACUACGCAUAUGGAGCAGGAUCACGUAUGUGUGCAGGCUCACAUCUCGCCAAUCGCGAGCUGUUCACUGCUUUCAUCCGCCUCAUCACUGCCUUCCAGAUGCACACGGCGAAAGAGGCAGCCGACCGACCAAUUCUUAAUGCAAUUGAGUGCAAUUUGAUUGCGACAGCCUUGACAACCGAGCCGAAGCCAUUCAAAGUCGGCUUUAGUGCACGCGACCCCAAGAAGCUCGAGCAGUGGAUUUAG